AUGGCUGUCAAGUCGCGAUUUACUCGGCUCGAUGCCUUCACCAAGACAGUCGAAGAUGCCCGCAUACGGACGACAUCCGGUGGCAUUGUCACGAUAGCGUCGAUCCUCAUUAUAAUAUAUCUGAUAUUAGGAGAAUGGUCGGAAUACCGAAAAAUAGUCGUGCAGCCAGAGUUGAUUGUGGAUAAAGGGAGAGGAGAGAAGAUGGAGAUACACCUCAACAUCACUUUCCCUCGAAUUCCUUGCGAACUACUCACCCUCGACGUUAUGGAUGUGUCAGGGGAGCAACAGACGGGCGUGGUACACGGAGUCAACAAAGUGAGACUGUCACCGCAGAAAGAUGGCUCUCAGAUCAUCGAUACGCAAGCGCUCGUUCUGCACCAACAAGACACUGCCUCACACCUUGACCCGGAAUAUUGCGGUUCCUGCUACUCGGCCCCAUCACCUCCGAAUGCCCAGAAGGCAGGGUGCUGCAACACUUGCGACGAAGUCCGAGAAGCGUACGCGACCAAUAGCUGGUCAUUCGGGCGUGGAGAGGGUGUCGAACAGUGCGAGCGCGAAGGGUACGGCGAGCGACUGGACGCACAGAGACAAGAAGGUUGCAGAAUCGAGGGCGUCGUGCGGGUCAACAAGGUGGUCGGCAAUUUCCAUAUCGCGCCGGGACGGAGUUUCAGCAACGGAAAUAUGCACGUUCACGAUCUGAACAAUUACUUCGACACGCCGGUGGAGGGUGGACAUACAUUUACGCACGAAAUUCAUUCGUUGAGGUUUGGACCACAAUUGCCGGACGAGACGUCGGCAAAAUGGAGCGAACACCACCAGUCGAACCCCUUGGACGGGCAUAAGCAGGACGUCAGCGAACCGGCGUACAACUUCAUGUAUUUCGUCAAAGUCGUGUCGACCUCAUACCUGCCUCUGGGAUGGGACGAGGACCGCAGCUUGAAGCAGCACUCUAGUCUGAGCGAUUUGAUCCCACUGGGCAUGCAAGGCCGGGGAGCCGGAAACCAGGGCUCGAUCGAGACACAUCAGUACUCGGUGACGAGUCACAAGAGGUCGUUGAGUGGCGGGUCAGACGCGGCAGAGGGCCAUAAGGAGCGUCUUCAUGCGCACGGUGGCAUUCCUGGUGUUUUCUUCUCGUAUGAUAUCAGCCCGAUGAAGGUCAUCAAUCGGGAGGCAAGACCGAAGACGUUCGCGAGUUUCUUGACGGGUGUAUGUGCUGUUAUUGGUGGCACAUUGACCGUCGCUGCGGCGAUUGAUCGCGGGUUGUACGAGGGUGCUGCUAAGUUGAAGAAAUUGCACCAAGGUUGA
Molecule: messenger RNA, 1305 nt
Organism: Exophiala viscosa
Lineage: Eukaryota; Fungi; Ascomycota; Eurotiomycetes; Chaetothyriales; Herpotrichiellaceae
Product: endoplasmic reticulum vesicle transporter-domain-containing protein
Exons: 2
Coding region: 1-1305 (434 amino acids)
Biological process (GO): retrograde vesicle-mediated transport, Golgi to endoplasmic reticulum; endoplasmic reticulum to Golgi vesicle-mediated transport
Cellular component (GO): endoplasmic reticulum; Golgi membrane; endoplasmic reticulum membrane
Source: RefSeq, a predicted model, not a curated record